This is a messenger RNA of Protopolystoma xenopodis, 258 nucleotides long. Lineage: Eukaryota; Metazoa; Platyhelminthes; Monogenea; Polystomatidea; Polystomatidae. The record is from the annotation of a GenBank genome assembly.
AUGACAAAUCAAGCUAGUUUUAUACGGCCAGACUCACCGGCCGGUUUAGCAGCAGUCUCUUCAGACCCGCUAUCUCCGCUUGGAGUGCAUAAGUUGCCUGACGUCAUUGAACUUGCGGCAGAUGUUUCUUCUGGCCUCGUCACUUUACCGGCUAAAUCAGCAGAAGCUGUAGCUGAUGCCAUUUUAUCUGGGUCAAUAACUGGCGGCCAGAAAAGAAAUGAGGUUGUCGUAUGGUUGCAGGAUACAGAUAAAUUAUGA